CAGAGCACUUCCUGAGUCGCCCGGCUGCUUGGCGUGGUCUGCGUGCUGAAGCUUUGACUCGCGUGCGCCGGGCUCUUCCGCGGCCUCGCGCGCCGGUCCCCGGGCCUCAUGGCAGGGCUGACCCUGUUUGUGGGCCGCCUCCCGCCCUCGGCCCGCAGCGAGCAGCUGGAGGAGCUGUUCAGUCAGGUGGGGCCGGUGAAGCAGUGCUUCGUGGUGACGGAGAAAGGGAGUAAGUCAUGUCGAGGCUUCGGCUAUGUCACUUUUUCUAUGCGGGAAGAUGUUCAGAGGGCCCUCAAGGAGAUUACUACUUUUGAAGGCUGCAAGAUCAACGUGAGUGUUGCCAAGAAAAAACUGAAGAACAAGUCCAAGGAAAAGGGGGGAAAUGAAAAUUCAGAGUCCCCAAAGAAGGAGCAGAAGCCUAAAAAGGCCAAAGUGGCAGAUAAGAAAGCCCGAUUAAUUAUCCGGAAUCUGAGCUUUAAGUGUUCAGAAGAUGACUUGAAGACCAUAUUUGCUCAAUAUGGAGCCGUCUUAGAAGUUAACAUUCCUAGGAAGCCAGAUGGAAAGAUGCGUGGUUUUGCUUUUGUUCAGUUCAAAAACCUCCUAGAAGCAGGAAAAGCUCUUAAAAGCAUGAACAUGAAAGAGAUAAAGGGUCGGACAGUAGCUGUGGAUUGGGCUGUGGCAAAGGAUAAAUAUAAAAAUACACAGUCUGCCUCUGCCCCAGGUGAGGAGAAGCAACCUGAACCUAAACAUCAGAAAUUAGAUAAAGUGAAUGGCAGGAAAGAAGAGGUUAUGAGAGAGGAAGAGGAUGAUGAUGGUGAUAUGGAAGAGGAUGAUGAUGAAGAUGGUGAUGAUGGUGAUGAUGAAGAGGAGGAGAAGAAUAAAGAAUCAAAGGUGACCAAGCGUGUGCAAAUUCACAAGAGAGCAGUCAAGAGACCAGUGCCCUCAGAAAGCAGUGAAGAGGACCAUUCCGAUGAGGACAGCGGCCUGGAGGACGGUGAUAGUGUUGGUAGUGAAGAGGACCUGGCUCAGAGUGAUACCCACACUGAAGAGCAGGAGGAUGAAGAUGUACAAGUCUCAAAGAAAAAGAAGAGGAAAUUACCCUCUGAUGUGAAUGAAGGGAAAACUGUUUUCAUAAGAAACCUGUCCUUUGACUCAGAGGAAGAAGAACUUGGGGAGCUCCUCCAGCAAUUUGGAGAUCUUAAAUAUGUCUGCAUUGUCUUACAUCCAGACACAGAGCAUUCUAAAGGUUGUGCAUUUGCUCAGUUCAUGACUCAAGAAGCAGCUCAGAAAUGCCUUGCAGCUGCUUCUCCAGAGACCGAGGGUGGCGGGCUGAAAUUGGAUGGCCGGCAACUCAAGGUUGACUUGGCAGUGACCCGUGAUGAGGCUGCAAAGCUCCGGACAAAGAAGGUGAAGAAGCCGACCGGAACCCGGAACCUCUACCUGGCCCGAGAAGGCUUGAUUCGUGCUGGGACGAAGGCUGCAGAGGGUGUGAGCGCGGCUGAUAUGGCCAAAAGAGAACGGUUUGAGCUACUGAAGCAUCAGAAACUGAAGGACCAGAAUAUCUUUGUCUCCCGCACCAGGCUCUGCCUGCACAAUCUCCCCAAGGCCGUGGAUGACAAACAGCUCAGAAAGUUGCUGCUGAAUGCCACUAGAGGGGAGAAGGGCGUGCGCAUCAAGGAGUGUAAGGUGAUGCGAGACCUCAAAGGAGUUUAUGGGAAAAUUAAGGGUCAGUCCCUGGGCUACGCCUUUGCAGAGUUCCAGGAGCACGAGCAUGCCCUGACUGCCCUACGCCACAUCAACAACAACCCAGAAAUCUAUGGGCCUCAGAAGAGACCAAUAGUGGAGUUCUCUUUGGAAGAUCGAAGGAAGCUUAAAAUAAAGGAACUGAGGAUCCAGCGCAGCCAGCAAAAAAUGCAAUCCAAGUCCACAACUGGUGAGGCCCAACAGGAGCAGCCAGAGCUUAGAGAAGACCAGAAACAGAAAGCAGCUCAAAACCACACACGGGAGCAAAGCCAGGCCCCUCCGGGGCAGAAGGGGAAGGCGGGCUCUGUCUCCUGGGCAGGGUUCCAGACCAAGGCCGAAGUGGAGCAGGUGGAGCUACCUGAUGGGAAGAAGAGAAGAAAGGUCCUGGCGUUGCCCUCACACCGAGGACCCAAAGUGAGGUUGCGGGACAAAGGCAAAGUGAAGUCUCUCCCUCCCAAAAAGCCAAAGCCCCAGAUAAACCAGCGGAAGCAAGAGAAGCAGAAAUCACCUCCCAAGCAGGUGCCUAAGAAAAAAGCUAAGGGAAAUAAGACAGAAAUGCGCUUCAACCAGCUGGUCGAACAAUAUAAGCAGAAAUUAUUGGGAUCUUCUAAAGGAGUGCCUCUCGCAAAGAGAAGCAAGUGGUUUGACAGUUGAUGCCAGCGGGCUGGAUAGAGGCUGGAUUGUGCGUUUCGUGGAGAAGCUCCCAGGCUCCUCCCCACCCCAGUGCUGUUUCCUAAGGGGAAGAACCCCCCCACACUGCCACUUUGUUGGGGGGGCUUCCUGGGCUGUGCUCAUCUGGACUUUGUGUGGUUGUUAACCAUAAAGAGAAAUAUCAGAGAAACAUUGUGAUGCUUCUUGCACAUUAAUUAUCCAGAUUAUUAUGUGAAGUUGUGUUUAUAAUUAUUAUCCAUUUUAACUCUGUUUCUCAAAUGGAAACAAUUGUAAAAUGCAUUCUUAAGUGCUGAAUUUUUAAGAUGUAUAUUUUAAGUGUCUUCUCUAGAUAAGAUAUUUUGUGGCUUUUUGAAUAACAGACUCUUAUUUCU
Messenger RNA from Myotis daubentonii (Daubenton's bat), 2786 nucleotides. RefSeq names its product RNA binding motif protein 28 (gene RBM28). NCBI's taxonomy places the organism in Eukaryota, Metazoa, Chordata, Mammalia, Chiroptera, Vespertilionidae. Gene Ontology annotation, molecular function: mRNA binding. The record is from RefSeq and is a predicted model, not a curated record. Gene Ontology annotation, cellular component: nucleolus.